Messenger RNA from Lindgomyces ingoldianus, 1332 nucleotides. RefSeq lists its product as uncharacterized. The transcript has 4 exons. NCBI's taxonomy places the organism in Eukaryota, Fungi, Ascomycota, Dothideomycetes, Pleosporales, Lindgomycetaceae. Bases 1 to 1332 code for a protein of 443 amino acids. The record is from RefSeq and is a predicted model, not a curated record. Gene Ontology annotation, cellular component: SBF transcription complex; MBF transcription complex. Gene Ontology annotation, molecular function: DNA binding; transcription regulator activity.
AUGAAGAUUCAAUCUUUGCUGAACCCAUUUUGCGGUGACCACCAGGGUUACCGUAGCUCUGCAAGUCCGGCCCCCGUCACCAUGCCUCGCCCAGUGAUCACAAACACGCCCACUCCGAGGCGACAGAAAAUACCCAAGGACGCGCCAAUUUUUGCUGAAGGAGCGAAAGUAGUUGGAAUGGUCAAUUUCCCACCUUAUGAAACCGAGGAUGACGAAAGCCUCGCCUCGCACCAACGCCGAUUCCAGAUGUAUCCGAUGGGUCAGGUUGGGAAAUACCCUCGGCAUAUCCCAUACAAUAGUGAGAAGAAGGACUUCAUGGAGAAGACUGGCAGAGAAGCUUUUGAGGUAUUCCAGUACACGUUCAAGAUACCCGGGGAGGAGCGUAUGUACUCUGUACUUUGGGACUAUAAUAUCGGUCUCGUUCGUAUCACACCAUUCUUCAAGUGCUGUAAAUACCCCAAGACAACUCCAGCGAAGGUGUUAAAUAUGAACCCUGGUCUUCGAGAUAUUAGCCACAGCAUCACUGGUGGAGCACUAGCUGCGCAAGGAUACUGGAUGCCCUACAAGGCCGCUAAAGCGGUGGCCGCAACAUUCUGCUACAACAUCCGCCAUGCAUUAACGCCAGUAUUUGGCAAGGACUUUUUGUCUAUGUGCACUCCACCGAAGAGCCCCAACUUCGGCAGAUUUUUAAUUGAUCCUGCCAUCAUCCGAGAGUGUACCGCUGACACAAAGAAAUGGUUGAUAGGAGACGAUAGAUGUUUCAUCCCGACUCCAGAAAAGAACUCAUCCAUGAGCACUCUCAAGGAGGACUUCGCCUGUCCGCCACAGAGAGGCAAGAGCCCCAGAUCACACCGAACGAAACAUGCGGAUCAGGAGAGUGGAUACGGGACCGACACUGACCAAAGCGACAAGUACUUCUUUUCUCCGCAGGUGUCGCCUCGAAGCCAGGCUUGGACUUCCGUGAAUCGACCACAGUCUCCUAUCAGCCCUUCGAGAAUCGUGAAUCGAUUGCAGUCUCCUACCAGCCUUUCCAUAGCACACUUCAGUUCUUCACAGCCAUGGCUCUCCUCGGUGCCGAGGUACUUCAACGACGAUCAACUUCGAACGAAGCGAACCUUGUCGAAAGUUGAGUACAACAGUGACAGUAAUACGAACGAGGACAUCCCACCGACAGGCCCCUCUGCAGAAACUGGUAGCGAUUUCGAUUCUGAUCGUGGUGAUGGUGUCCAUACAAAGAAGGAACUAGACGCCGCUGAAAUAAUCCUCCAGCUCAAAGCUGCUGACACCACUCUUCAUCGCACCAAGCGAGCUCGCCGCGGAUCGAGGUAUUAG